Messenger RNA from Erinaceus europaeus (western European hedgehog), 1863 nucleotides. RefSeq names its product RAB1B, member RAS oncogene family (gene RAB1B). Gene Ontology annotation, molecular function: GTPase activity; GTP binding. Lineage: Eukaryota; Metazoa; Chordata; Mammalia; Eulipotyphla; Erinaceidae. The record is from RefSeq and is a predicted model, not a curated record. The transcript has 6 exons. Bases 126 to 731 code for a protein of 201 amino acids.
CCGAGUGGGGAGCGUUUGCGCCUGCGCGCCGCGGGCGGGGCUUCUGGGGCGGAGCGGCCACCAUCUUGGAACGGGAGGCGGAGCAGAGCCGACUGGGAGCGACCGAGCGGGCCGCCGCCGCCGCCAUGAACCCCGAAUACGACUACCUGUUUAAGCUGCUGCUCAUCGGCGACUCGGGCGUGGGGAAGUCCUGCCUGCUCCUGCGCUUCGCCGAUGACACGUACACGGAGAGCUACAUCAGCACCAUCGGGGUGGACUUCAAGAUCCGAACCAUCGAGCUGGACGGCAAGACCAUCAAGCUGCAGAUUUGGGACACAGCGGGGCAGGAGCGGUUCCGGACCAUCACUUCCAGCUACUACCGCGGCGCCCACGGCAUCAUCGUGGUGUACGACGUCACUGACCAGGAAUCCUACGCCAACGUGAAGCAGUGGCUGCAGGAGAUCGACCGCUACGCCAGCGAGAACGUCAACAAGCUCCUGGUGGGCAACAAGAGCGAUCUCACCACCAAGAAGGUGGUGGACAACACCACGGCCAAGGAGUUCGCUGACUCCCUGGGCAUCCCCUUCCUGGAGACGAGCGCCAAGAAUGCCACCAACGUGGAACAGGCCUUCAUGACCAUGGCCGCUGAGAUCAAGAAGCGGAUGGGACCCGGGGCUGCCUCGGGGGGUGAGAGGCCUAACCUCAAGAUCGACAGCACCCCCGUGAAACCGGCUGGCGGCGGCUGCUGCUAGGGGGUGCGAGCAGGGCCAGGAGGGGCGCCUUGUCCAGAUGAUGCCCCUGGAGGGGGCAGGAGAUGCCUCCCUCUCCUGGGGCUUUUGAGUCUGUGGCCUGGGGGUGUCCUGGGCUCCCCUCUCCAUCUGGCCCACAUCCCUGCCCCUCUGAACCCGGGUUCUGUCAGAGCCCCCCCCCCCAAGGGAGGACACCCAGGACCUGUGGGGGGCUUGCUCCGCUGCCUUUGGUCACGCUCACAGAUUACCCACCACACACCUUUCCUUGGGAUGAGGGCUCCGUCUGCCUCCUGCCCCCACCCUUGUGUAAGUGGUGGGUGUUUCCUUCCCUUUUCCUCCUCUGCCCCCCACCCUCCCCAACUGCCCCUGAUUGCACUCAGUGCCCAGAGCCAGGAAUGGUGCCAGGGAUCCAGGACCUCAGGAUGGGCAUGGGCCCUGGUGCCCAGCAGCCCGUCUCUCCUCCCCGCCCUUGCCCAACCCACAUCCAUAGUUCCAGCCAUUCACCUGCCCUUGGGCCUGGGCACACAGAGGGCGGGUGGGCGGGCAGUGGGCUGGGCCUGUGUCUUGAGCCCAAAGGGAGCCUGCUCCUGCCGCCCCCCUGCCCUGCCAGAGCCAGGCCCGUGUGCUGCCUGCCCACCGUGCCCCUUUGUCCCCAAGGCAGGCGGAGGCGGAAGGCCCACCAUGCCAGAGGCCAGGCACCAGCCUUAACCCUCUCUCUGCCGGCACCUCCUGCCACGUGUGGCUGCUUCUCUCUCCAGGGCAGAGCCUCUCCCUGUCGCUACUCUGGGGAAUGCGGGUGCAACCCAGUGUUGGGGGCCUCUCCACUCACCUCUCCCACUAGGACCUGGCCCCAUGCCCUUCGGCUCAGCUGCUUCCUGCAGAAAACCAAACCUUAGGUCUUGGCCCAGAACCCUGUGCUGUCUCUGCCUGCCCCCCCCCCCCCGUCCUGCCCCCAGCUUGUAUUUAAGUCCCUGGGCCACUCCUCGGGGUGCCCCCACUCCCAGGUCCCCCUCCGGUGUCAUGUCAGGCAUUCUGCAAGGAAAAGCCACUUGGGGAAAGACGGAAAAGGACAAAAAGAUAAAACCACAAUAAAUCUCCACUGGCCCUCUGGUGAGCGAGGGUUUUUGCAAGGAAA